Hyaena hyaena (striped hyena) is the source of this 1459-nucleotide messenger RNA. It is a transcript of the gene RSRP1, whose product is annotated as arginine and serine rich protein 1. Bases 237 to 1127 code for a protein of 296 amino acids. The record is from RefSeq and is a predicted model, not a curated record. The transcript has 5 exons. Lineage: Eukaryota; Metazoa; Chordata; Mammalia; Carnivora; Hyaenidae.
UCUGGUACUUUCGACGCGCCUGCGGGCACCUACCUCAGUUCGCGUCCGGAGGUCGGAGGUGGAGGUCGAGGUUCUGUGGUUCGAGAACAGUUUGGAAAAACCGCUCUCCUUCCUCAGCUUCGAAAGGAAGGCGUCCGCUGGUCAUUCCUUUUAGUCUUCGGUGAGGCGUCGGCGGCCUGUGGUGUUGUUUUCAGCGCCGAGUUUCCGGGAGGGGAGACUUGCAGCCUCCGGCGGACAUGCCCCACUACGUGAAAGACCUGUGGCCUGGCUCGCCGCAGGACAAGGAGUCCCCCUCGACGUCCCGGUCGGGCCGGUCCAGCCGCCUGUCCUCGGCGUCCGGGAGCCGGUCUUCUUCCCGAAGCUCUCGGUCCCGCUCCAGCGUCUCGAGCCCGGCGUCGUCGCGGGGUAGGAGUCGGAGCCGACCGCGGCGGGGGAGCAGGUCCCGGUCCCGGAGGCGCCACCAGAGGAAGUACCGGCGCUACUCGCGCUCGUACUCUCGCAGCCGGUCGCGCUCCCGCGGCCGCCGCUACCGGGACCGGCGCUACGGGGCGCCCGGGAGGUCCCUCCGCUCGCCGUCAAGGCCCCGCUCCCGCAGCCGGUCCCGCUCGCGGGGACGCUCGUAUUACCGACGGGCCUACGCGCUGGCGCGGGGGCGGCGCCACUACGGCUUCGGCCGCACCAUGUACCCGGAGGAUCGCCGCACUUGGAGGGGCCGGUUUAGGAGCCGGAGCCGUUCGCGGAGCCCCAGCCCUUUCCGUCUGAGCAAAAAGGAUCGAAUGGAGCUAUUAGAAAUAGCAAAAGCCAACGCAGCAAAAGCUUUAGGAACAGCCAGCUUUGACCUACCAGCCAGUCUCCGAACUGUCCUUGCGUCUAAAGAAACAAACCGCGGAACAGCUGUACCAAACAGUGGAGCAAAGUCUGAGCUGUCGGAAAAACUAACAGAAGAUGGAACUAAAAACCUCAAUGAAAAGUCUGGCCAGCAAAAGAGCAUAGCUUUUAGCUCUAAUAAUUCUGUAGCAAAGCCAAUGCUUCAGAAAUCAGCUAAAGCGACUGCUGAAGAGACCUCUACAGGAUCUCCCAAAAUAAAUGAGAAGAAAAGUCCAUAUGGACUGUGGAUACCUGUCUAAGGAAAGAAAACUAUAUAAGGUUGGCUGAAAUGCACUUUAUUGCAAGUUUGUGUUCCAAGCAUUAUUCCAUCCCUGAAAGCCACUUAGGGGUCGUUGUUGCAAUUACAAUUGCAAAGUAAUAUGCAAAUCUUUAAUAUUUAAAUAUUAACAUUUGAAGUUUCUCUUGUAGAUAAGAGAUAACACACAUGGACCAGAGGAUUCGUACAGGUGGGAGUUUUGUACAUACGCUUGUAAAUAUUUUGUAUGAUACCAAUGUAAUGUAAAAGCAAAAUUUAUAAGAGAAGCAGUAAUGGAAUUGUUUAUAUUUGCUAAUAAAGUUUUUGGUUUUUUAA